Molecule: messenger RNA, 2219 nt
Organism: Exophiala oligosperma
Lineage: Eukaryota; Fungi; Ascomycota; Eurotiomycetes; Chaetothyriales; Herpotrichiellaceae
Exons: 5
Coding region: 242-1765 (507 amino acids)
Biological process (GO): transmembrane transport
Cellular component (GO): plasma membrane
Molecular function (GO): transmembrane transporter activity
Source: RefSeq, a predicted model, not a curated record
CCUGUGCAAAGUCCGGGCCUGUGCGCCGACUUCGCUGCACGCCAAAACGUCGUGAUCAAAAUUAAAAAGAAGUCUGGUUUCCCACUUUUCAAGUUCCACCACGACAAUAACACAACUACUGCACUUCCUGUGCCUUGAGCUUCACCGGCAUUGCAUUGGCGUCGCGAUCGACACACAAACGCCCCCUUACAAGGCUGGCACAUUGCUUCCCACGUGGUAAGGUGAACAACUGACUGUCAACAUGCGGUUUUCCAUCGACGGCUCAAAUGAGAAGAGCCACGCCUACAAUGAUUCCAAUGGUCUAGGGACCACUCAAGCACAUUACGAUCCCGACUUGGCUCAUCCCGCCGCAGCGUACAUUGACAACCAAGUCGCUACUCUUCCAGAUGGCGUUUCAGAGAGGAAACUUCUCACCAAGAUCGACCUGCGAGUCAUCCCCGUGCUCUCGGUUCUCUAUCUUCUCGCUUUCCUCGAUCGCACCAAUGUCGCCAACGCCGCCGUCUUCGGUCUCCAGAAGGAUCUCGGUCUAUCGGCCACUCAGUACUCGACGGCCUUGACAGUCUUCUUUCCUCCCUAUGUGCUUUUCGAGGUGCCUUCCAACAUCCUUUUGAAGCGAUUCAAAGCACAUGUGUGGCUUUCGGGGUGUAUGUUCAUGUUUGGGUUGGUGACCGUGUGUCAGGGGUUGGUCCAGGGAUAUGGAGGCUUCAUCACCACUCGAUUUUUCUUGGGACUGUUUGAAGCCGGAAUGUUUCCAGGAUCUUUCUAUUUGAUCGGCAUGUGGUAUAAACGCCACGAAGCGCAGAAGAGAUACACUUUCUUCUUCGCCAGUACCACUCUCGCAGGCGCAUUUGGAGGUCUCCUCGCAUCGGCCAUCGGAAAAAUGAAUGGCAUGAGAGGCUAUCUUGGCUGGAGAUGGGUUUUUAUUCUUGAAGGUGUUCUUACAUGCGUGGUGGCAUUUGCCUGCUUCUUCCUCAUUCCGGAUUUCCCCGAAGACGCGAAAUGGUUGACCGAACAAGAGCGAAUGUACGUCAAGGCACGACUUCAAGACGACCAAGGAAAAUCGGCCAUUGAACGACGUAUCACCUUCAAGGACGUCGUCAACUGCUUCAAGGACUACAAGUUCAUCUUGGGUUGGCUGAUGUAUUUUGGCCUCAUUGUUCCAGCAUACGGUUAUGCCUACUUUGCGCCUACAAUCAUCAAGAGCUACGGAUACAGCCCGAUCCAGACCCAAUUGCACUCUGUCCCACCAUGGGCCGCGGCGUUCGGGUUCAGCAUGCUGGUCGCCGCCUUUUCCGAUCGCCUUCGUCAUCGCUUCCUCUUUGCGCUUGUCCCCAUCUUCAUUGCCAUAGCGGGCUUCGCCAUCUUGAUGAACGUCCACCACGACACGCACACCGAAUACGCCGGGUUGUUCUUGAUCACUUCGGGCACGUAUUCGGCCAUGCCCAUCAUAGUGUGUUGGUUUACCAUGAAUCUGGGUGGUCACCAUCGUAGGAGUGUUGGAUCUGCUUGGCAAAUCGGUGCUGGAAAUAUCGGUGGUAUCAUUGCGAGUUACAGCUUUGCAGCCUCGGACGCCAAGACCUUUUUCCACAAGGGUUACAGCAUCUGUAUCUCCUUCAUCUGCCUGAGCGCCGUUUCCUGUAUCCUGUACUUCAUCGCUUGCGUCUCGCAGAAUCGAAGCCGCGCAAAGAGCCACGACGUCGGACUGACCGAGUACGAAAAGACCGAGAUGGGCGACAUGUCUCCGGAGUAUCGAUAUAUGCUUUGAGCUGCUGAAAAUCAAUCGUGGGAAUGGUGUAGAGUUGAUGUGGAAAGAGAGAGAACUCCAGGCUUCGGCUCCUCAAUGAGGAAGUUUCCCCUUCCGUCCACCCGAGGACCUUCUCUGGUCUGUGAAGAUUGUCAACAAUGGGUCAGGUUUUGGACACCUAGUAAAUUGGGUGAAGGGCCGAUAGGACGCAAGGAGGAGGAGAGACAGAGUAAGGAAUAUCCCCCCAUGGUACUCGGUCCGGCCGAGUUGCAAGGACGUCGGUUGUACGUACGUGUGUCGUGACUACUUGACCGCGGGGGACCGGUCUACUGUACCUACAGUAUCUCAGGGUAGUUAUCUAUCCCAUCUGUCUUGUCCUACAGAUAUAUAUAUCCCAGAGUCUACAAUGAGACGAUCAUAUCUCGUUACAGAAGCUACUUCGAGAUGUAUAUAAAUGACAAGAAAUGCUUUCUCU